Molecule: messenger RNA, 835 nt
Organism: Andrographis paniculata
Lineage: Eukaryota; Viridiplantae; Streptophyta; Magnoliopsida; Lamiales; Acanthaceae
Exons: 2
Coding region: 136-615 (159 amino acids)
Source: RefSeq, a predicted model, not a curated record
AGUUCAAACGUCGCCAGUAUUAUUUUAGAUCGUGGCAGGGAAUUAAAGGAAAUUUAGGAUUAGGGUUUCUUCCCGACGCCGGACAGGAAUUUUAAUCGAAUUGCGGUGCAUCGGCGCGCUGUAUUCACUCGCUCCAUGGCAACGAAAGCCUCGUCGGUGGCAAAGCAGCAGCAGCAACCGCGUGUCGCGGCGUCAGGCCAGACUGGUCUCCGGAAACCGGUAUUUGUUAAAGUGGAAGCGCUCAAGCCGGGGACGAGUGGCCACACUCUGACGGUGAAGGUGGUGAGUGCAAACACCGUUGUCAGUAAGAAGCCUCGGAAUCCGGUUUUGCGUGGUGCGCAGAACCAGAGCACGAGGAUAGCCGAGUGCCUCGUCGGCGAUGAAACCGGGACGAUUCUCUUCACCGCACGUAAUGAUCAAGUGGACCUGAUGAAGGCAGGCAACACUGUGAUACUUCGGAAUGCAAAGAUCGACAUGUUCAAGGGAUGUAUGAGGCUUGCGGUGGAUAAAUGGGGCCGUAUUGAGGUUACUGAUCCCGCAAAGUUUAUUGUCAGAGAAGACAACAAUCUGUCCCUAGUAGAGUAUGAGUUGGUUAAUGUUGUUGAAGAAUCCUGAAUGGCCUAUAUUAUUUGCGUACAAAUUUCUUGAAUUGGUUGGGUCAGGUCGGGUCGGGUCAGGUCAUUUAUCUUCUUUCUUAUUCUUCUUCUUUAUUGAGAUAGGUAGUCUUGGCCUAAUGGUUUUGUGGAGAAGUAGGAUUUCUCUUUGAUCCUAUCAUUUUGUCUCUCUACAAAGCCUACAUUGUGAAUAAAAUACAGUUUGGUGGUUUACUUUAUUA